Clupea harengus (Atlantic herring) is the source of this 1474-nucleotide messenger RNA. RefSeq names its product angiopoietin-4-like. Gene Ontology annotation, biological process: blood coagulation, common pathway; positive regulation of heterotypic cell-cell adhesion; fibrinolysis. NCBI's taxonomy places the organism in Eukaryota, Metazoa, Chordata, Actinopteri, Clupeiformes, Clupeidae. Gene Ontology annotation, molecular function: extracellular matrix structural constituent; protein-macromolecule adaptor activity. The record is from RefSeq and is a predicted model, not a curated record. Gene Ontology annotation, cellular component: fibrinogen complex.
CACCCACAUUUUCACUGUUGCACAAGGUGUUUGUGGGUGUGUAUUUGAUUUUGUGCUUUUGCUUUGGAUGGUUUCUAAAAACAGGCCUGGAAAGAAGAGCCCUGCUAACCAGACAGGAGAAAGAAGAAGAACGAGGUGUUGACUGAACAGCACUGCAAUCUGUUUUGUAACCUUUGAACAAACAUCACAUGUUAGGCACAUACUUUUGUUUAGCUGCUGGAGUUUCAGUCAUUUCCUGAAGACUGCCUGCUUGGAAUGCUAAUACUUUGUUUUGGAACUGGAGAACUGCAGAGGUAGGGCACUAUAAAAGCUGGGUCUUUGGACUGUCUUUCGUGUGUGCAAAAGGACAGUGGACAGAUUCAACUUUGAAACAAGAAACUGUGAGUAAAUAUGGACAGAAAACUGUUGCCAGUAAUUGGACUGUUGCUUCUCUGCAGCCUUACUGACCAGACAAAUCCACAUAAGAUGCAUCAAAAGGCACUGACUGCUCAAGGUCAAGACUGUACAGCAAUCAAAGCUUCCACCCCUAAUGCUCAAAGUGGCGUUUACAUCAUACAGCCAAGAGGAGAUCACGAACCCUUCAAGGUGUACUGUGAGAUGCUGGCAGAUGGGGGCUGGACAGUAUUCCAGAGGCGUACUGGGGGGGAAGUGUCCUUCGACAAAAAGUGGGAAGAGUACAAACAUGGCUUUGGAAACAUCGAAAAGGACCACUGGCUGGGCCUGGCCAACGUGUGGGCUCUCACCAGGAGCAGUGGUCAGACGUCUGUCCUCAGAGUAGACCUGUGGGACUUUGAAGGGGGAUCUGCCUCUGCAGAGUACAGCCAUUUUAGAAUUGAUGAUGAGCAAACGGCCUACAAUCUGAGUGUUGGAACUUACAAUGGCACUGCAGGCGAUGCUAUACGCGGAAAAUACAGUGGUAUUGACCAGAAUGGCUUUGGAUUCAGCACAGUGGACCGAGACAAUGAUGGCUGCUCCCCGUGCAGAUUUGGGGACAUCCUUACAAACGACUGCGCGUCAUCAAAGGGGGGCGGCUGGUGGUUCAGCGGCUGUGGCUCGGCCAGCCUCCACGGGGCCUGGCACCCAGCGGGCAACAACAUAGGCUGGGGGUCUGGAGUGCACUGGGACACGUGGAAAGGCCCGGCCCCAUACUCCCUAAGAGCCACCCGAAUGAUGGUGAAGUCUAUGUGAGGGCACCUCAUCCAGUGGCCUCACUAUGGAAGCUCUGUGGCAAAGCUGAGGGUUUUGUCCUUUAACAAGAGAGGCUUUUGGUCCAUUAAGGAUUGCUGUGCAUGCUUCAAUAGUUUCAUUUAGGAUAUUCAGAACAUAAGAUACCAUUCAAAGCUCAGAGGUGGCUGUGAAACACUGCUAAUUUCAAUGUCAGUAUUUAAAAGGGAACUAUGGAAUGUAUUGUCAUUAUGUUUACUGAAUGCUUUUACUGAAUGCUUUACUGCAUGAAUUAAACUUUACAGCCAAA